CUCUUUGUUUGUUCUUCGAAUUAUUUUUUCUGAUUUUUGCCGUUGCUGCCUGUUCUUUUCUUUUUUCCGCUCUUCGAUCGUGUGAGCUAAUGUAUUGCUGUGGUAUUUUUGUCUACAAAAUGUGUCGCGUUUUGAUUUUUAUUACACUGGAACCUAUUUCUUUCGUUUCUGGAGAUUUCAUUUGCCUUAUGGAGUUUCUGGUGACUGUUUCGGUUUUAUACGAUUGAAGUUUUCGAUGUUUUUGUGGAACAGCUUGAUUCUAGCUUUUAUCUUAAAAUACUGAGCUGUUCCAAUAUUUAGAUGUAUCUGACGGUAACGCGAUGUACUAUUGCUUAUGUGAAUUGUGACUGAUAACGCUGAAAUUCUACAAAAACAGACGUGUUAAAAUUUAUCAUGAAUUUAGAUUCUAGUUAGACAUCUGAUCGAAUGGCACGUUUGGUGGUGCUGAUGUAAAUGAAUACCAAUUAAUCUUGCGCAAUAUAAACUCCAACUGUUGUUAUAUGCGGGAAAUAACAUCGUAGAUGAAGAAUAGACGAGUGUUUUAAAAGGUGUAGGCAUCGAAUGCCAUCUUCGUAAAGAGUUUGCUACAUCAUACCCUGAAAAUAUCAUGUAUGACAUACUAGAAAACAUCUCAUGCUUCAUUGUGGAAAUUCAAUCAUACUAUCUUCAUGAACUACUUUGUGUGCGUGCUGACCAAUAUUUCUAGAUAGAAUGACUGAGAAUUUUGAUUGGACGAGCUAAUGAUGUUGCAUAGCUGUAGUUGUUCAAGUGUUACUGUAUUAUCUGUGGCAAGGAGAAGAUAGUGAUGUUAUGCACUUGUGCUAUAGUAUUAUCUGUGCCAAGAGCUUGAAUCAUCUGGGAACAUCUUCCACGCUUCUAGAUCCUAAAAUGACUCCAAGAACAAGUCGAGGUCCUAGAGCUCAGAAGUCUAGAAUUUCUUCCAACGAAGGCCCAAAUUGGGUUCUGAUUGCUGGGGGUGCAUUAUUGAGCACCCUAUCAGUUCGCCUAGGUUACAAGCUGAAACAAGUGUUUGACACAAGGCAGCUGAAGGAUAGUGGCAGUUCUUUAACAGGAAAUGUGAAAUCUUCUGACAGAAGAAAGGCUGCUGGGUGUCGUUGCUCGAAUGUAUAUUCAUUUACACGAGGUGAUGAAUGUUGUUUCAACUGUAUGCCAGGGACGCAGUGUACAACGGAUGUAAAGUGCCCACCUACUGACCAAAUGGUGGUUGAUUCUGAAAGCGCUCUUCCUUUGGUUAUGGUUCCUGCUUCUGAAUUCAACAAGGAGAACGGUGUAAUUUGGGCAUCAUCUCCUGACCCGCUCGAGUUGCCUGCAAAGCAAUUCCACCACUCAAACUGCUCAGAUUCACCUUGUGUUUCAGAGUCUGGUUCUGAUAUCUUCAGCAAGCGUGAAGUGAUUCAUAAGUUGAGGCACCAGUUGAAAAGGAGGGAUGAUAUGAUACUGGAAAUGCAAGAUCAAAUUGUUCACUUGCAAAAUUCUCUCAACGCUCAGGUAGCCCAUUCCUCCCAUUUACAGUCACAGCUUGAUGCUUCAAACCAAGACUUGUUUGAUUCAGAAAGAGAGAUUCAAAGGCUUAGAAAAGUAAUUGCAGAUCACUGUUUAGGGCAAGCAAGCCCCAAAGAUAAGUCACCUUCCGCGGUAAGAAGUUGGCCAAAUGAGACGAGAAACGGUCACGUAAAUGGCUAUAUGGAUGUCAAUUGCAAUUUUGAGCUAACUGAGAAAGUAAGAGAUGGGGAGAAGAUUGAGAUGUUGAAAAAGGAGGUGGGGGACUUGAAGGAGUUGAUAGAAGGAAAAGAAUAUUUAUUACAAAGCUACAAGGAGCAGAAAACAGAACUGUCUUUGAAGAUCAAGGAAUUGCAACAGAGAUUAGACUCUCAACUCCCCAAUAUUUUGUAGGAUAAUUCUAGAUUUUGUGCAUUCUUUGCAUGUCCCAUUUUCAAAGUAUGAUCUCAAUUCUUAUUGAGCACCAUCUUCUCUCUCCUCUCAUUUUCAGUUUCGGUUUCAGUUUUUGGUUGGUUAGUUAGUAUAGGGUUUUAGAUGUUUGGUGCAUUGUGUUCUUCAUUGGGGUGCAAUUUUAAGUAAGCCAUGAGUGAUAUAUUUGGGGUUGAAAAGACAAAGCUCUAGAUGUAGUUGGCCACUUGCUCUUUGAGGAAUGUUUGUUUUAUUGAUUGGUUUUCUCAUUUUCAAAAAUCCUCCCAAGUUUGUUCUGGGAAUGGGAGGUUUGGUUGUUU
Molecule: messenger RNA, 2249 nt
Organism: Cucurbita pepo subsp. pepo (vegetable marrow)
Lineage: Eukaryota; Viridiplantae; Streptophyta; Magnoliopsida; Cucurbitales; Cucurbitaceae
Source: RefSeq, a predicted model, not a curated record